Molecule: messenger RNA, 1788 nt
Organism: Centruroides sculpturatus (bark scorpion)
Lineage: Eukaryota; Metazoa; Arthropoda; Arachnida; Scorpiones; Buthidae
Product: solute carrier family 15 member 2-like
Exons: 18
Coding region: 50-1699 (549 amino acids)
Biological process (GO): transmembrane transport
Cellular component (GO): membrane
Molecular function (GO): dipeptide transmembrane transporter activity
Source: RefSeq, a predicted model, not a curated record
UUUCACACUCGAUAAAUGAUAUAAAGCACGAAAACACUUUUUAUUUCGAAUGAUGACAUCGUUCAGCGAUGAAAAUGUGGAUAAAACUACUCCGUUACUUUCUUCUCAAAGAAUUUCUUCAGUUCGAAAAAAGCUUCCAUAUCCAAAGGCCGCAUUGUUCAUUUUGCUGCUUCCAUUUGGAAUUUACUUUUUUUAUGCUUCAUUAUUAAACAUUCUUAUUUUAUAUUUCACCCAAGAACUUUUGUACGACGAUAACGAAGCAACUAAUAUAUAUCACACUUUUUCUAUGGCGACAUUUUUUGUAAGCCUGUUAGGUGCAGCACUGGCUGACACUGUGUUAGGAAAAUUCAGAACAAUAAGUUACAUGUUAAUUUUAACUGUGUUUGGAUGCGUAAUCCUCACUAUGGCUUCUGUCCCAAAUUUUCUUCCAAUGAGAUUGACGACUAUGGUUAGUUUAGUAGUGAUAACUAUUGGAACAGGAGCAGUACAACCUUGUCUUCGUGUGUUUGGAGGAGAUCAGUUUCAAGCAAAUCAGAAAAUAGAAUUACGCAGAUUUUUUUCUCAUUUUUCCAUUUCCUUGAGAUUUGGGACGAUGCUGUCGAUGAUCCUAGUGCCUAUUUUUAGAGCUAAGGUUCAUUGUUUUGAAGAGUCGACGUGCUACCCUUUAGCUUUUGGUUUUAAUUUAGUUAUACUUACACUUACUUUAGUUAUUUUUUUAAUUGGAUAUCCCACUUAUAAAAUUAAUCCCAUUUCUGGAAGUGUAUUGCUGAAUGGAAUCAAGUGCAUAACGCAUGCAGUUGCAAGGAAAAUUAAGUUGAGGAAAGUGGUGAUCAAAAACCAUUGGUUGGAUUAUGCGGAUGAUAAAUUCAAUUCUCAAACAAUUUUUGAUAUAAAAGUAACUCUUCGAGUUUUGUUGAUAUUAUUGACAUCGUCUGUAAUUAUUGCUUUAACGCUUCUGAGGGGGUCGAGUUUUAUAUUACAAGCGACAAAACUACAAAAUACAGUGUUAGGCUUCAAGAUAGAACCAGACCAACUCUCAAUAUUAUUGCCAAUAAUAGGCAUUUUGUGCGUUCCUGUAUUUGAAUACGUUGUGUAUCCCAUCUGCAAUAAGUGUAACUUGCUAAACAGUACUUUGCAGCGGAUAAUUUUCUCCAGUGUUUUAAUUUUAUUGGCGUACGCUGCAGCCGGAUUUCUUCAGUUAUCAAUAGAGAAAAAUUCAUCAAACUGCGAUUUCAAAAAUAAUCUUAUUUUUUUAAAUAAAAGCACUCCAUGUGAAAUGCAUCUGGGAAUCCGUUUAAAUUCAACCGUAAGGAAUGGUACGCAGGAUUGGAGGCAAGACAAUACAUUAGAAUGCAAACCUCUGUCCAUCAUGCUUCAAAUUCCUCAAUACGUAUUGCUGUCAAUUGGAGAGAUAGUACAUGCCAUUAGUCUUAUAGAAUUUGCAUAUAACGAAGCUCCCGAAAAUAUGAAAUCUACUGUUCAAGCUUUUCUUUUCCUGAAUGCGGCGUUUGCAAAUUUCAUAAUUCUCAUUAUUCAGCAAUUAAAAUUUUUAACUGAAGAGUCUUACAAAUUAUUUUUUUAUUUCGGCCUGGGGAUUUUGGAUAUUACUGUUCUAAUAGUUUUGUCAUACAACUAUAAAUACAGAAAUGACGUUAUAGGAUUUGAAUCUCCGUCAACAAAGAUAAGACGAAUGCCAUAGAAACGAACAAUGUCUUUUAAAUAACAAGCUAUUCUCUAUUGUAAUAUUUGUGUAAAGAUAUAAAUUUUAUAUCUUAUAAGUACAGCACA